CUUAGUAUGCGUAUGUCUUACUUGAAAGCGAUCUACCCUUUCGUUUUUAAUGAUCAGUGAUUUUGAUUAUUAUAACAUCUCAUCUCCAGCAGUUUCCAGUGUUUGAAGAUAAAUAUCAAAUAAUUUCUACAUUUCAACCGCACACAUGUCAGCCCACGGCAGCUCCAACACCGGCUCCAAGACAUCCACCGGGAUGGCUUCGGCAAUCCAGACACCAGCCAACUCCAACCUUGGCAAGGAUAAACCCAAGGUGUUUGAUGCUAAGGGGGCAAUCGGAAAACAAUUUACUGAGGACGGUGCAAUUGGCGGUUCGGCGCAGAAAGUCGGUGGCCCCUUGGAUAAGGAUGGCAUGAUUGGGAAACAGUUUACUGCCGACGGUAGUGUAGGCGGGUCAGUGCAAUCAGCUCUUGGAGGGACCAAGGGCAGGAGUAAUUAGGGGGAUAGAGAGAAGUUAUGAUUUGGUAGCAUAUGCCUGAUUUGAGGAUUUGGCUUUCUCUUCUCUCGUCAUUAGAUCUCCCGUA
This is a messenger RNA of Hypoxylon fragiforme, 521 nucleotides long. RefSeq lists its product as uncharacterized. The record is from RefSeq and is a predicted model, not a curated record. NCBI's taxonomy places the organism in Eukaryota, Fungi, Ascomycota, Sordariomycetes, Xylariales, Hypoxylaceae. Bases 146 to 436 code for a protein of 96 amino acids. The transcript has 2 exons.